Anopheles arabiensis is the source of this 496-nucleotide messenger RNA. RefSeq names its product 60S ribosomal protein L29 (gene RpL29). The transcript has 4 exons. Gene Ontology annotation, biological process: cytoplasmic translation. Lineage: Eukaryota; Metazoa; Arthropoda; Insecta; Diptera; Culicidae. Gene Ontology annotation, cellular component: cytosolic large ribosomal subunit; ribosome. The record is from RefSeq and is a predicted model, not a curated record. Bases 150 to 380 code for a protein of 76 amino acids. Gene Ontology annotation, molecular function: structural constituent of ribosome.
GGAUUGACAGUUCUGUUUCCGUGAGCAGAAAUCCCAAAUGUCAAAGCAAUUCUGUUCUCUUUCCGGUUGCCAACUUUCGCUUGGAAGGUUGUUUUUGGUAUCAUCAAAAAGAAUUUUCUGAUUCAGCUGUAAGCGAAAAGUCAGCCAAGAUGGCCAAGUCCAAGAAUCACACCAAUCACAAUCAGAACCAAAAGGCUCACAAGAACGGUAUCAAGAAGCCCAAGCGCAAGCGUAAUGAGUCCAAGCGCGGUAUGUGCCAGAAGUUCCUGCGCAACCUGCGGUACUCGAAGAAGGGUAACGUUUCGCACGAGGAGUCGCUGAAGCGCGCGGAGGAGCGUAAGGCAAAGUACGCCGGACAGCCCGCCCCGGUGAAGCUGUAAACACCUUCCCCCCACAGUACGGUGCCGUGCAUUCCGUACAUAUUUUCCAUAACCGUGCUCGCGACAUGUGAACCGUGCGAUUGUGGGUGAAUAAAAAAGCUACGUUAAAAGUAUAA